UAUUCUUAAAAAAAGAAAGAAAACGCCUUGAGUAAUAUUCGCUGUCCUUGUGAAGGUACUGCGUCAUUUACUGUACAUCGGCUAGGCUACGUUCCACACCAUGGGGACAAAUUAAGAUUUUUUAAAACUCAGUUGUACUGUAACAUGGAGACAAUUAAACAUGUGCCAGAAUAAGUCAGUGUUGCACUCCUCUCUUUUUAAAUUACCGCUGCUAGAAAAAGUAUUAUUUUGCAGCAGCUGUUUUUUUUAUUGGAUUGCGCUGCACGAAAAUGAUUUACGAGUAUCAACCAAAAAGUCCAAUAGCCUUCAGUGUCCAUUGCCUGUGGACUGUUAACGAGGCUGUGUAGUAGAAAGCGCUCUCGGCAUUUCAGUCAAUUCUCGGCUGUAACUUCGUGAAACAUCCCAGCCUUUUAAUUAAAAAUAACUUUUAUUAAAGGGGACCCUCGUCGCAUCUAAGUGGUAUUCCUAACACGUCGGUUUUUAGAAAACGUUUGUCCAACAUUUUAGUUUAUUAAUAAUGCAUGAAAUGAGAUUUUAUUAUGCUCCGCGGGUGCAAACUCUAAGCGAUCGAUUUCUUCACUUUUCAUUUAUAUGAUGGAAGUACAGAACGGCCGAGGUACCCAGAGAGCCGGAAAGUGUGCUGAACUUAAAAGAGAUGCGCAAAUUGAAGUCGAAAGUUUAAUUUUCACUUGGGGAGAAAUUAGUGUUUAAAAGCUGUUGUCGACAACCCUCCACCACCUUUCAUCCGCGGCUUUUCAACUCGAUAAAUGCCACCCCGUCAGUGCCAUUAAAUCUGACGUUUAGUUCGUGUGAUUUACAGCGGUGGGACUUGGCACAUGAAAAAAAAGCGCAUUCUAGAUGGAAAGGAAAGGUCGUUAAACGCGCUACAACUGGAGCUUUCGCAAAUCAACUCGCUGUCAGUACGCAGACAGCGGCUUGACAGCAACAUCUACUGCCGGGGGUGGAGAGGAGGCGCUUCAGAUACUGCAUUAAAUAAAGAGAGGAGUGGAGUAAUUUGAGUGGGAGUUAAAAUAAAGACAGCACGGAUUCCGGGCUCUUUAGAAAAAACAUCAGAAUAUCCACCCCUCCUCCUUGCCCGACAACAAGAGUGUCACUUUUCUCUUCAGUCGGAUUCCUGAAUUCCCGAGUCUUUCUCCUCCGAGGGAAGUUUUCAAGGCUCGGCUCAGCCAGCGGGGUGCCGUCCCCUGCGCUCUCUCUCUCUCCCCCCGCGGUCCUGGAUUUCCUGCCGCGGGGACAGCCAGACACACAACGGGGUCUUGCGCUCUCUCACAAUGUGUGGUCUUCGCGAAACCCGUCCGUGCGAGGAGUCGGGAAACGCCAACGCUACGGAGCGGCACGGCAGCAAAGCUUCCUCUUGAAGAAUGACGGCGUCGGGGGGCUCUGGGGCUGCUCGUGCCAUGAGGAACCAGGAGCCCUGGAGCCUGGCCCAGCCGCCCCCCUCCCGCCAGCGCCCGCUGCGGCUCGCCUUCCGAGGCAAGGAGGAAGGGGCCGUCCGCGGGAAGCUGCGGAUCAAGUCCCCCUCGGGGGCUUUCCUGAUUCUGGGCGUCUUCGUGGUGCUGGUGGGCACGGCGUUGGCAGUGGCUGGGUACUGGCCCUACAGGGCACAUCGGGCAGCAGCGGCGCUGAGCCAGUCUGGGGUGGGCCUGAAUGACUCCCUGCCCGGGGGGAGGGCUGGGGGGUCAAAGAAAGUCCUGUCCUCCCAGAACCUCAUCCACAGCGACCGCAUGAAGCUCCUGGGCCCCAUCAUCAUGGGCGUGGGGCUGUUCAUCUUCAUCUGCGCCAACACCAUGCUGUACGAGAACAGAGACCGGGAGACUCAGCUGCUCCUGGCCGAGACACAGAAGAUGAUCUGCACCUUGUCCGGCACCCCAGAGGAGCAGGGCAGCGUGCUGACGGGGCACUACCAGUGGAUGACCAACGUCAGUGCGACUGAUCUCAACAUCCGCUGCCUGGAGGAGCUGGCGGGCUCUGAGUCUCUUCUCCUGCGGGUGAAGUCUGGUCGGGGCAAGUGGGCUGACUGCUACAAGCCCAACACUCUCCAGACCAAAGUGCUGCACCACAAGGAGUCCUCGCCUUCCCUGUCCCUGCACAGCGUCCACUCGGAUUCUUGUAACUCCAGCGACGGGAACUUUAAUGUGCUUUCCUGCCAGACACUGGAGCCCAGGGUCAGCUCCAGCACCAAUGCACUCUCUUUGCCCUUGAUCAAGCUCAACAACUGCCUGAUCGACGCUGGGCCUUCCCUGUCCUCCAGUGGGAGCUGUGGAAGAGACGCUCCCCCAAGGCGUUCUUACAGCUUGAGCAGCAGGACUACGGCUCUCCGUUGGGAUCAAACCGGAGGUCGGGCUGUCCCAAAUCUGCAUCCUCUCCCCAGAGAGGGGCGCCCUGCGGACAGGGCAGAUAGAUCCGUCUUCCUCCCUGAACCGUGCACGAAGGAGUUCAGUUCUGACGUCUGCCUGAACUUGUCCAGCCACUCCCGGUCUUUGGAUUUGGGGAGAGGAGGGGAGCAGACUGGGGCGCCCAUGGAGGAGAGGAAGAACCGCAGCUGGCCACGAGUGGACCUCAGUAGCAUCAGGAGGUACAUGAAACUGGAGAAUAAGGAGGACUCAGUGGACAAGCUGCUGGACCAGCUGGAACAGCAGUAUUCGCAGUGGGAGAGAAACUGUUCAGGCCCCUUCCAGUGAAGAUCCUGUAGGUCUGCUGUUGACCUCACUGAUGGGCUCUGACACUCUGUGGUUGAAGUUUAUGUGUCCAGGGAAGUCAAACCCAUAUACCAAAACACUCCCUGUCCCAUUCGUCUCUGGGGUAGAGCAUCUCUUUUUGUGGAUGUACAGUUCUGAAAACAUAAUGCUGCCCAAAUGGCGAUACAUUUAAUAAAGAAACCACUUCUCAGUGGCCACCCCGGAGGCCCAGGACCAAGAGACACUAUAGGUGUUGUGGGGACUCCACUGAAGUUCUCUUCAUGUGCAGAUGGAAAACGUUGCUUGCACACAGUUUUGAAACAAGUGGCCUAAGCAAUGAUGGGGCUUCAAGUGUGAAUAUGAGUAUCGAUGCAGAUUCCAGUGACCUAUUGUGAAAGAGUGUGUUAAGUAUUCUUCCAAAAUGGACUUACCAAAAUGUAAGACUGCAAACACAGUAUACAGGCAGUAUUACAUGUGAAUGGGAGGACACUGGUACACUGUGAGUCAACUUCAGCAUCAAGACUAGGUACCCAGUGCCCAAAGAGAUGACAGCUGUGCAUUGACAGCUAUGCAAAGUUCAGAUACUUUAAGAAAAUCGCAGGUCAGUAAAAGAUAGUGAGAAACAAAAUAGUGAGGUGACAAACAUUUCCCCUCUAUCAAGGGCUAUACCGAAGUCUGUACAUGUGGAUCAGAAAAACAAGGCAAUGUUUACUGUGGUAACAAUUCUUCACUGUCAUUUAGAUUUUUAACCUUGUAUAGAUUUCUUGUCUUUUGCAAUACCUGCUUGUUAGCUACAGUACAUCCACAUGGAGGUGUACAAUCCCUUAGAUAAUCUGUCAGGAUUCACUGGGAAUUGUUGACCCAGAUUGAGAAUUGCAUUGGCUGUAGUAUGGUUGAAGCAAAAAAAAAAA
Molecule: messenger RNA, 3610 nt
Organism: Lepisosteus oculatus (spotted gar)
Lineage: Eukaryota; Metazoa; Chordata; Actinopteri; Semionotiformes; Lepisosteidae
Gene: tmem200b
Product: transmembrane protein 200B
Source: RefSeq, a predicted model, not a curated record